Acanthosepion pharaonis is the source of this 777-nucleotide messenger RNA. NCBI's taxonomy places the organism in Eukaryota, Metazoa, Mollusca, Cephalopoda, Sepiida, Sepiidae. The record is from the annotation of a GenBank genome assembly.
AUGUUCACACCGUUUUUAUUGAUAAAAUUGAUUUGGCUUCAUUUGUUCUUCCCUAUUUUAUUUGUUUAUUUUCAUUUCUGUAUUUGGCAUUAUCCUUUCAUCAUUUCUUUGUUCUACAUUUUUAUUCUUUUUCUCAUUACAUGCGACAUUAUCGUUCGUUUUCUUUCAUUUGCGUUAAUUGAUUUUCGUUCAUUUUCCUAUUUGCCUUUUUUCUUUCCUUUCCAAUUCCAUACAGUCACCCCUUUUUUUUCUUUUCUUUUACUUUGCCUUCGUUUAACCUUGUUUCAUUCUUGUCAUAUAAUUUCUUAUUUUUCUUUCGUACUAUAUUCUUUCUUUCUUUAUUUUUCUUUCUUUCUUUCUUUCUUUCUUUCUUUCUUUCUUUCUUUCUUUCUUUCUUAUUCCUAUUUAUAUCAACUGCUUCUUCAUUUAUUUCUUUCAUAUCCUUUUCCUUCUUUUUUAUUUAUUCCUUCAUUUCUCCUCCACCUCCUUGCUUAUUGCUUUCUUAUCCCUUUCUUCCUUUUUCUCUUACUUUCUUUUUCACUUUCUAUUCCCAUAUACUUUUUUCAUUUUUCUUUCUUUCUUUUUUCUUUCUUUCUUCUCGUUACUUUUAUCUUCUCUUCAAUUCCUCCUUCAUUUCUUUCUUUUUUCGUUCUUUCGUCUUCACAUUUCAUUCAUUUCUUUUUAUUUAUGAUUUCUUUAUCUUUCUUUAAUAUUUAUAUUUCUUUCUUCGCUUUCAAUUUCUUCCUUUCUUUAUGCAUCUCUUUGUUUAUUACUUAA